UCACACUGGAUAUCGACCCGGUUAGUGUGCUUGUAACAACCGCUGAAUCUCGCGUACUCUGGGAAAUAUAUUUAUCGGAUUAAGCUCAAUGUGUGGACUAUAAACUAAACAAUAGGAAAAAUGGCUUUGCAAAUCGACAUUGGCCGGAAGUCGCUAGUUCGCGACACCCUGGAGAACUACUCGGCCGCCUCAAACCUAAUGCACAACGAGCGCGUCCGGGAGCUUAUGGCCGCCGGAGACACCAUCUACCACUUCGGCUUCGGUCAGGCACCAUUUCCGCUCAUGGACAAGGCCGCCGACCGUCUUCGGAAGUUUGCAGACCGGAGCGCGUAUCUACCAGUUGCUGGUAUCAAAGAACUAAGGGAUGCGAUCUGUGACUUCCAUAAACUCCAUGACGACAUAGAUCGAAGUGCUGAUGACGUCAUCGUGGGGCCUGGUAGCAAGGAGCUCAUUUUUCUGCUUAUGAACAUAUUUCAUGGAGACGUGCUGGUCAUUUCCCCGUCGUGGACCUCGUAUAAACCCCAGGUGCAGCUGUCCGGUCAUAAACCGCACGUGAUCACCGCGUGCCAAGCAGACGACUGGAAAAUCACACCGCAAUUAGUCAAAAAUUUUCUUCAAACAAGAGAUCUUUCUCCGGUGAAACUGUUGAUCUUUAAUAACCCAGACAACCCAACGGGAACGAUGUACAACAAACCAGAGCUGGAAGCACUGAGCGAGGUGUUCCGAUCGAAUGGAAUACUUGUACUAGCUGACGAGAUCUACGCGCGACUCACAUAUGGCGGCAACUUCACUUCCAUGGCAAAGGUGUACCCGGAAGGAACGAUUCUGUGUUCCGGGAUGUCCAAGUGGGCCAGUAUGGGGGGAUGGAGGUUGGGUUACCACAUAUACCCGCCCGGUCUAGCAGCCUUGAAAGAGGCCGUCCGGAGCGCAGCCAGCCACACAUACACGUCUGUUGCUGCGCCCAUGCAGUACGCCAUGACUGAGGUUCUACAGGACACAGAAACCUGUCGACAAUAUCAGCAACACACGACCCGCAUCAUGGCCGCCGUCGCCAAAUACUGCCAUAGUGAGCUUACUGCGGUCGGGGUGACGGCCGUGCAGCCUAAAGGCGGAUACUACAUUUUCCCCAACUUCGAGGUGAUUAGGGAGCAGCUGAGGCGUCGUGACGUCACUUCCUGUGAGCAGAUGGUCAACACCAUCUUCUGCGAAACAGCGGUCUCGCUGAUGGCCGGUGGCCCUGGAUUCCUACGACCGGAAGACGAGUUGACGGUGCGGUUGUGUUUCGUUCAUUUUGACGGAGCGAAGGCGCUUGCAGAAAGCGAGCGUCUAGGUCUGGAGCGCCCCCUACCGGACAACUUUGUUCACACGCAUUGUACUACCGUAUACGAGGGCAUUCAGAGACUGGUAGACUGGGUAAAGAAGUUGCUGUCGGAGUAAAAACCAGUAAUUUACUCAAACAGUCCAGUUGGGGCGAAGCGGAGCUGACAAAACCUUGUAUUUAAUCAAUAAUAUACGACCAUCAACACCAUUCAAUUUUCUUUAACAAAUUUAUGUCUUGUAUGUUGCAGCCUCCCAUGUGCUCGCUGUGACGUAGUUUAUUAUUGUUGAUGGUUGUGAAUUUUAGAUAAAUUUCUAAAUAAAUGUGUUGUAUUUAUAUCAGAA
Messenger RNA from Mya arenaria, 1662 nucleotides. Its product is annotated as aspartate aminotransferase-like. The coding region runs from base 121 to 1437 and encodes 438 amino acids. The transcript is spliced from 13 exons. NCBI's taxonomy places the organism in Eukaryota, Metazoa, Mollusca, Bivalvia, Myida, Myidae. Gene Ontology annotation, biological process: biosynthetic process. Gene Ontology annotation, molecular function: catalytic activity; pyridoxal phosphate binding. The record is from RefSeq and is a predicted model, not a curated record.